UUAUGAUGGAACGAUCAUAUGUGAAGUUGAAUUGAUGCGUUCAUUUUUUUUAUAUUAUUAUAUUGCUUUGCUUUUCUAGUAUUGUCAAUAUUUUGGAAAUAUAAUAAUUUUGUAUCUAUUUAUUUAAGAUGUCAAAGUGUUCGGUCUGAAAAGGAAAUACUUCUUUUACAGUUUGUAGAUGGAGUGAAGAUGUCAAAACAUGCCCAAAUUUUCUGUGAUUGAUGCGCCUAAAACACACCCCAAUCCUGAAGUUACAAAUUUUGCCUGUUUCAUGUGCCUUGUAAUUUGUAUUGUACCACAUGCAAUAGGAAAUAGUUAAGAAUAUAUUUGAUGUUACUUACUAAAAGAUUUAUUAUCUAGGAGUUAAAGCAAUGAGAUAUUGUGUUUUAUUGCACCAAAGAUUAUAUAAGAUAGAUGUGAUUUCUAUUUUGAAUGGGUUUGAUUAUAUCAGAGAACAAAUAAUACUGUGUAAGUGAAGAUUGAGAAACCUUAUCUUUUAAAAUAGUUUUAAAAGAAAAUGCCUGUUAGCAAAUUGUAAUUUUCAGUAUAAGAUUUUGUUUACAAUCAACCAACAAACUUUUCAAUAUUGGCAGUGAAAGAUAUAUUACCAUGGUACCAUCACAGUUCUUGAGUGUGGUUUUGGAAGAAGAUAAUGGUUCUGGUUCUGAUGAAGAAACACAUUCAUAUUCUCACCAACCUACAUGGCAAAACCAGUAUGCAGUCAGGAGUAAUAACUCCAUCUCUGAUCAAGAAAUGUGGAACUUAACAAAAAAUCUUCCUAAGGCACUCUUGGCUGAAUGCACUGUUGAAAUAUCACGAACGCCAGUCAACCCGAGUGAAAAACCAAGGAAGCUUUGUUUUGAUGCAAGAGUUUCACCUGUUUUCAAUAGACCCCAGACCCCAGCGAUGCCGCCAAUGAGAGCUAAUGUGCCUUUACCCCAGUAUCUCCCUCCUCCACCUCAGCUAUUGCACAGAUCUGAGUGGAUCGAAGAGAGAAUGGAUGUUCAAGAUCUGCUUACUGGAGUUGAAGCUGUCUAUUCUGACAAUGAAUCUGGUGAAGAAUAUGAAGAAGCAGCUUCUGUCAGUAUAUUUCCUAUUACAGUGACUAAAGUUGAAAAACCAAAACCUGAAAAAGUAAAGAAGCAAGACUUAAACAGGUUCAGCUACCCUUGUGAACAUUGUCCCAAUGUUUACUCUAACCGGGGAGCUCUCUGGCAGCAUUCUGUUGCAACACACUCUGUUGAAAAAACAUGUGAAUGUAAAAUCUGUGGUAGAAAAUUUUAUCGUAAUUGUAGUUUAGCAUUGCAUCUCAAGAGCCAUUCUGAGGAGGAAUAUUGUCAAUGUAAAGAAUGUGGUAAGUCGUUUAACAGGUUAGCCAACUUGGAGAGACAUAUGAAAGUACACACCGAAGCAGAGCAGUUCCCUUGUCCUAGUUGUGAUAAGGUAUUCAGGGACAAAGCCAACCUCCUGCGCCAUGCAGUAGUCCAUGCAGCUCCUAAGAUGUUCCAAUGUGAGAUCUGCAACAAGUCGUACAAGAGCCAGGAUCAUCUAGACGUUCACUUCCAAAGUACUCAUGCUCACACGGAAACUUCUCUUGCCUGUUCAACUUGUGGUGAUGUUUUCAAGAGUUUUGCUGAGUUGAUGCAACAUGAUGCGACCCACACGGCAGAAAAACCUCAUCUGUGUAAGAUGUGUGGAUUAACUUUCACAGACAAAAACAUUUUGCGAAAGCACAUGAUGAGUCAUACGGGUGUGCGGUUGACUUGCACAACUUGCGGCAUUGACUUUACCCAGAAGUCAUCACUUCUCAGGCAUGUGAAGCGGAUGCAUCCACAAGACGGUGAUGACUCACUAGAUCCCUCCCUACUGCUUGACGAUCAGAACUCUGGCUUGGACACUCGUGAGGGGUCGUCUGAUAACAGUUCUGUUCAGGACAUGGAUCAAGAAGAGGCUGAAAACGGUUCGACCUCCACAGUAGAGAUAAGGAAAGCACUUGGAUCCCCGAUUAAAUCUGGUGGGAUAAACUUGAUUGAGCAACAUAAAAUAAUUGACAGUCAGAUGACUAUUGUUGAAAAUCACAAAAUAAAAGUUGACAGAAAUGAAGUGAAACCCAUAUCUGUGAUGAAUAAUAAUGUUCAUGUGAACUUAAAACCAAAAAUUAAAUCCUCAACAGAUACUUCAUGUAAAGAAAUGCUAAAAGUAGAGGAAGUAACUAGUGAAGAAAACUCUAUAAAUACAAAUUCAACUAAUGUGAAAGAGGAAAGAGUUACUGAAGAAAAAGAUCAAGCCAAACCUAAUAACAAUGUUAUUGAAGAUUCAGUUCUAUCUUUAGAGCUCAAGCAGCAGACAAAAUCUGACAUAUCUGAUCCGCUUUCUUCUGUGGAUAUCAAUAUAAUGCAUACACCAGUUGUAAAACUGGAAACUUGACUUUCAUUCAUUUGUUAAAAUAAUUAAACAAAUUAAGUUAUUAGUAUGGAAGGAAAGCAAAAUGUAAGUUAUACGUACAGUAGAGAUAUUCAGUUCUGUUUUUAGUAAGAACUUUUAUAUUGAUCGCGUAAGUUGUUUUUCAUGUAGUUGACAAAAUUUAUCUUAUAGGUAUGCGUGAUUAGAUUUUCUAUUUUAGAAAAUAUUUUUUUAAUGCUUGCACAAGCUAAUGCACUAUUUAGGUGUAAUUUUCCGUUACUGCAUGACUAUUAUUUUUAAGAUAUAACGUAAAGAUUUAACUUAUUUUUAGCAUUAUCAUAGAUGGUAUGGUAUAGUACCAUUUUGAUUAAUAAUGAUUUACAGUAUUUAUUUGCUUUAUUGUUUUGUUUGUUUUCUCAUUUGAUAUUUUGCUGAAAAACUUAUGACAUGACAUUAAAUUAGCUUUCAUAAGCUAAUACACAUUGUAUUCAGUUUAGUGUACUGUAUUAUUAGAUAAAUAAUGUUAUUUAUUUAAUUGCCUAAGUUAAGUUAGUUAUUAAUUAAUUGUUCUUAUAUGUUUUACAGUAGUGGCCUACUGAUCUCUUUUUCCAAAAAGAAAAUAUUUAUUAUGUAUUAUUUAUUAAGUUAAGACAUCAUUUUACAGAUAAUUGACUGGUAUUUUAAAACAUGGCUAAGUAUUGAGGAAAAGGAUUAAAAAUUUGUAGUGUGUAAUUGUAAGCACUGAUGCAAAUGUUAUAAUUAAUAAAAACAGUGAAAUAAUCUGUUGAUUUUAGAUAGUUACUAAACAGUAAUGAAUCUAACCCUUUGAGCAUAGGAUAAAUUAAAAUUUGAUUAUAAUGUGACAAAAAGGAAAUAAUAUACAAAGUGGUGUUUAACCCUUUGAAUGCCAGUGUCUGUGACAGACGAUUCAUGUUUCAAUAAUAUUCAAUGUUUUAAUUUUUAAACUAUUGAUAUAAGGGAGUUUUGUAUUGUUUUUCUUCCUCUUCUGUCUGUGGAUAUCUGUGUCAUUGUGACAUAAGUUUGGUCUUGAGAGUUGAUGAGUAGUGGUCAAAUCUAGUAUCAAUCCCUAGUAUGUUUAUACUGAGUUUAUCAUAAUCUACAAUGUUUUGAGGACCGUGUUUUUGUAUAAACAAGCGUAAAGAGGUUAUAUUACUAUUAUUGCUACUUUUUGUUGCACAAAAACACUGCAGCUUUUUUUGGGCAUUGUUUUUAUUGUGUGUAUUGUAUUUGCAGUAAUGUACCAUUUUACUGUAGGAAUGAAUAAAAAAAAACUUUGCCAAUGAUGAUAAUCUUCUGUUACAAGUAGAUGAAAGUGUAAAUUCUUUAUUUUUCGUCAGCAGUAAUCUGGCAUGGAAAUUACAGGCAAUCAAGAAGGUGAAAUGAUGUAAAAUUUUCAGAGGAUGAACAAAACUAAGAUUUGUUGAAGAGUAAAAAUCAAUUAUGCACAUAACUAUUCUUGCAUGAUAUUUUAUUAAAAAUUAAAAAAAUUUUGUCCAUAAAGAUUUUUUAUGUCCGGUUGACAAUAAACAGGAUAGGAGUAGGUGUGGCAUAACAGGCUUCACUGAAAUUGCCUGCAAAAUUUCAAAUAUGUAGCUAAUUUAAUUCAAGAUAUCGUUAGACAGACAAAAUUAAAAUCUUUCCUGUGCCUUAAGUGAUAGGCUUCGCUAACUCUCAGUCUAUAAAUAUGUUUAUAAUCAUAUACAUUAUGGUCUCCAAACCAUUUUCAAUAAAUUUAUGAUAAAAAAAUGUAGGUCAGUUGAACUUUCGUGUAAUAACCUUUUUUCAAACUCUUGCAUUUUGGAGUAUUUUACCUUGUAACAACACUGUAUUAUGUUUUAAUGUGAAGUAUAUAUGAAACAUGGUUUGUUUUUUACCUUUCCUAUGGUACAGUAUAAAAAAUAUAGGAUAAACACAAAAUUGGUUCAAACUUAAAUUUAUAAAAAAGAAAGAAAUAUUUUCAAUACAUAAAAAACAUUAUUCUGAAUUAAGUGUUAUUUAAACAUGUGUCAUAUUCUUCACAAAAUUACCAAAAUAGCAAACAAAUUUAUAAAAAUCUAUAUGCUUGCAGAUUUACAAAAUAUGGCCCUUCAUUUUAUGUAUGACUGAAAAAUGGCUGUGGCACUCAAAGGGUUAAUUUACAAAAAAAAACCCAGAAAACUUUAGAAUAUAUUAUGUCUACAAAUUUCUUAACAUUUACAUUAAUGAUGUGUUGUAUACUAGUAAAAAAUAUUUAGCAAAAUUAUGCAAGUCUAAAAUAUAUAUAUAUUUAUAAAUAUCAGUAUCAGUAGUGGAAUUCUUCUGUUAACAAAGUUUGUGAAAAAAAACCGAUUUAGGUAUAUUUUUAUAUUUGAUGGCUUCUUUUUUUUGAAUGAACAGUUAAACACAAUACUAUUGCUUAUCAGAAUGUGUUUUGAUUUUGUUUUAGCAGAUCAUGUAAUCUGUUCCUCAGAUAGGAACAAAAUUAAUUCAAUAAUAAACCAUUCAAAUAGUAGACUUAAACUUUUAACAGCAUAAUGAAUAUAGUACUUUUGUUUAUACACCACAAAUGUAAUCAUCCAAACUUGAUAUAACUAAUUGACCAAGGACAGUUGACUAAAUUUUAAGACAAACCCAAAUUUUGGAAUUAUAUGCGAGUUCUCUUCUAAGGUUUAUAUGUCUUUCUUUCAUUCACAGAGUGUGUUAAAUAAACCGUUUUGGGCAUUGCAUCUUGUCCACAUUUUUUAACAGUAUUUCAUUAGUGCUAAAAAUGGCGCACGCCAUAUUGUGGUAAAUUGGGUCAUCACCUUGUGCAAAAAAUGAGCAAUUUGUGUUGUUGAAAUUAGGUUGAAUAAAAUCAGUACAGAGCAUUUUAAAAGCCAAAAAUAAUGACAGUAUUUUUAGUAAUCAUAUUUAUUAAGUUUUAUUAUAUGCAAAGGCAAUUCUAAUUCCCUUGUUGUAGAAAUAGAUAAUAAUUCAAAAAAUGUGAGAUAGCAGGAUACAGAAGUUCAUAAACAAAGACAAUUCCUUGAAAGAAUACUUACAAUCGGUUAAAAUGCACUAAUUAUUUAUAAUGUUCUACAUUUAAACAUCACCCAAACAAUAUAAUAAUUAUUAAAGAAAUAUAAUUAUUUUACCAACUCUUGAAACAAUAUUUAAAGUAUUUUAUUGCGUUAAAAAUGUUUUAGAAUAUUUUAAUUCUUGAAUUUUAUUUCAAAGCCAUGUGAAAUCGUCUAAGCAUCAAUGAAAAGUUCAGUAUGGAAGGCAUGCUGACAUGGACAGUCACUUAGCAUUCAAUUAGUAUUAAUUAUAUUUAAUAUUUAGGAUGUAACUAUUUCAGAGAGUAUACACAUGGGUAUUGGUGGCUAGAAUUAAUUUGUUAUCAUCAAAUCUCUUUUUCCUUGUAGGCAGAUUAAAUUCAGUGAAUUUGUUAUGUAUCUCCAACUCAAAGGUGAUGUCACAACUGAAUUAAAUGCUUCCAAUUAACUUUAGUUUUUUACGUUGUUUUGGGUAAAUAGAUGUACAAUUUCGCUCAAGUCCUUACCUAAAAUUGAAAAAUUUGAAAAUAGAAGGUGGCGUCAUGUUCCAUACAACUCCAACCAUUGCUGCUAAAGAAAUGGUGUGAUAAAUUUGAUUAAUUUCCAAUUAGUUCAAUCUUCACUCUGUUUCCAUUUUAUACUACCAGUUGUUUUAUAACAUUUCUUAAAAAGCAAAACAAUUAUGAAAGGAGUUCCUAUUGCAAAAUUAAUGAAGCAUCUUAAGCUGAAAAUGAGCCCUUGUAUUUGAUGUUUAUAUUGUAUUCUUUCUAUUUGCGUCACGAUUUUUCUGUUCUAAUUUUGUAAGAUGAAUUAACACGUUUGCUUCGGUUAACUCACUGUCACACGUAUCUUGUGUGAUGUCAACCUUGCCAGUCACGGUGCUAAGAUAGUAGUAGCUUUCUGUUGAGUUACAAACUUGCAUAAGCUCUCUGGUCUGUCUUUCUGUAUGUCAACUAGUGUUGUGAGGUGCUGCUAUCUUUUAGUACACUCCAAAAACAGUUCCUUAUCUGUUAUCUAGUUCAAUUAGCAUGUUUAGAAUCAAGAUGUAUCUAUAUAUCAGACAAUUAUUACUAACUGUUCUUAACAUGCUAUUUAUGCGAUUGAAUCGUUUGGAUAACAACACUAGAACAAAAUAUAGAGUUCCACUACUUAUGAUAUUUUUCGAGCUCAAAUGAGAUUUUAGUACUGUCAUUUUAUAAAAAAUUUAAUUUUUUAAAAUGUUUUCUCACAGGCACAAGAUACUCUAUACAGUCCUGUCAUGUUAAUGUAAAUGUUUAAUUUCAUCCAUACACUUUCCAGCCUAUUGAAUAAAAAUAACCACAAUAUAAUAAAAGUUAUGAGUAUGAGUUAAGCAAUGUAUCGAAUACAUUACCAUACACUUUACCACGGUUUAAUUACAAAAUUAAGUCAUUAUACAACUCACAAACUACAAAGCGUUAAACAUUCAUAAAUUUAAGUGGCCAAGUAAAAACGGGUUUGCAUUCCUUGUUUAAAUCCAUUAUUGGCAGUGAAUGAUUUAGAUAACAUUACUGUUAUGGAUGUUAGUGUAGUUAUGUGUUCAAAAGUUGCCUAACGUAAUACUUCAUAUUGAAGUAGAUAUCAGAUAACAAGUGUUCUUGCUCUGUAAGUGUAACGUGUUCUCGAUGUUGAAAGUCUGUAUAACUUUCCCCCUUAAUCUUAAUUUUUGUUUCUAGAAGAAACUUAAAUAUUAAAAUAAACCAAGAUGUAACUGUAUAUGUUGUAAACCAUCAUGAUUCAGUCUAAAUUUCUGCAUAAGUUAAUUAUAUUUAAAUGCUAACAAUUUAUAAAAUUUAAAACAAUUCCAAAAAGAAACUUAAUUAUUUUUUUAUAAUCAUAAAUUUUUGGGUUUGUCCAAUGACUUUUUUCUAAAAUAUAUAUAGUGAAUAAUUGACACCACUACUAGUUUAAUUAAUAAUUUAGGAUUGUUUAUGUAAUUAUAAGAUACAUAAUUUAGUCCUCAGAUAAAAAUUUUUAAGAAAGGAUUGUUUUACUAUUAGUUUAUCAUUUUCUCUGAACUUAUAUUGAAAUAGCAUAUACAGUAGCUUUAAUUUUGUUAAAAUAAUAACUUAUGCUUAAGUGUGAGUAAAUAAAAUCUCAAUCAUGUUUUAAAGCACACCCUUUAUCAUGGUUUUCUUCAGAUAACUUUGUGGUGCUUGAAAUAGAUGUAAGCAUUUUAAAAUGUUGUUGAAAUAUUAAUAUUUUAUGUACAGAAUAUUACAGUGCUUUAAAUACUACAUAAAUUAAAUAGGGUUGGUUUGUUAUUUAGUUAUUAUUUUAUUCUUGUUUAGUCAUUUAAUACUUUUAUUUCAUGUAGAGUUAAUUGAUUGAUUGUAAUGAAACUAUAUUUAUAUUGUUUUGGGAAAGAUGCAUUUCAUGAUAUUGUGACUACUUUCUAAGACAACUACUUAUUAAAUUAACUUCUUUAGACACAUUUUCUUUAUGAGUUCCUAAUUAUUUUUAAUAUUUUAUCUUCCAUUUAGUAGAAUUCUGUUUUAAGAAUACAUUUAUGCAAUGCUGUAUUGUGAAGACAUGUUGUAUAAUUUUUCAUGAACAACUCAAUAAUCUUUUUGAGUAGAUACUACAGUUAAUUUUAAUAAUUAAUUUUCCUUGAUUUCAAUAUUAAUUGUUCUAACUACUUGUUUUGUUGCAUGCUAUUGAUUUAUUACUCAAGAAUUUUGUCUUUCUUUGUUCUUUGAUUACUUAAUUAUAUAGAUAGACAAUGCAACAAAAUAAUUUGUGUUACAUUAAAGAUUAUAUAUUAAAAAUAUAUUUUUAUUUUAAACCACUCUUCAAAAUAUAUGACAGAUUAUUUGUUGUGUAGUUACUUUGUUUUGAUUAAUAGUUGCUUAUUUCUGCAUGAAGUAUCUUAUAAACAUAUUUAAUGUUCAUAUUUUUUCUAUAGCUUGCAACUAUAGAUAUACUUUGUUUAGUAAUCAAGCAUUGGUAUCUUUUUUCAAUUAAAUUUUAAUGUAUUAUUUGUAAAUGCAUUUUGAAGUUUACAAAUAAUAUUAGUACUUGUGUACACUCGGUUUUUAAUUUGGUAGAGGAAUGUUUCUCUCUAUGAAGGUGCUCUUAAGGUAACAUUUAGUGAGGUUUGUAAAUAUUUGCCUUAUAAAAAAGCUUUAAAUUUAGUGCACUUAAAAUUGAAUGAAACAAAUUGUAUGGGUUUUAAACUUUCUUAAGACUUCCACAUUAUACAAUGAUGAUAAUUUAAGCUUAGUCAUCACAUAGGGCAGCUAGCUGUCACAAAUAAGAAUAAUACAGUUUCUAAGGUCUAUUGUUUUAAGUAUGCAAGUAUUAUUUAUUGUUUUAGAGACUUGUAAAUAUCAGCACUCGUAUUUUGUGGUAAAAUUUGAAUAUUUUUGUAUUGGUCAAUGGUGCCUUUUCUACUUAAUGCAGUACUAUAUAAUAAGUAAUUUACGUACUUUCUUGUAAAUUUGUUUUCUUGAAAGAAACCAAUUUUAUGAUAUUUUUAUUUUAUAAUGUCUGUAUGUUGGUUCUGUCAACUUGUAAUAAUACAGACACCAUAAAACGUUCAGUAAAUCCUAAGUAAUGUAUAUUUGUAAAACACUCUGACAUGUAAAUUUUAUAAUAAUUUAAUUUAAAACAAUCAAGAAUGAAACAUGAUCUUUUUAUGAAAUAGUAGUUGACCUGUAGAUUCAAAGUUUUGUAAGCUUUGGUAAAUGUUUUAUUUCAGUUGGACUAAAUAGUACAUAAUAUGAUAAAUCUACCCAAAUCUUAAAGACGUACAAAAUGAACAUGACUAGAUAAACUAAUCAUGAAUUUAUAUACAAUGUCAUUCUUAGCUGAAUCUAAGUAAAACUCUGUAUUACUAACCAAACUUUUCAAUAUUAACAUAAUAAUUAUGUAUCUUUGUUAUCUGGCAAAUUAUAAUUGUAAGAAAGGAUUUUUCAUGAUACUAAUAGUAGUUUAUGAAUGAUAGACAAAGUCUACUAUAUUAAAUAAAUUAAAUAUAUUGAGUAUUAAAAUCAGCAAAUUAAUCCUCCUAUUGAUGUUAACUACUUAAUGGUUUUUGACACUAUAUUACAUUCAUAGCGAUUGCAUAACUUGUGUCCCUGAUGUAAUAUUAUGCAUUGUUAUAUUUUUCCUGUUUUAUUCUGUUCAACAUUCCUGUGACAACUGCAUGUCACGCAUGUAGUUCUGGUGUUUUAUACUAGUCGUCAGUACUUCCUUUGUCCUAUGUCAUAUGAGUGUUCAACUAUAGUGAAUUCACUAUAGUUGAACAGUGCAGACAGCUACUGAGUGUUAUUGUUGCAUGUCACCCGUCCUGGAGUAUUUUAGGUUUUAUUUCUAGUUUUUACUGUGAUGGAAAUAUCCAUCACAAACAAAGGACUGGCUUUAUUUGCGUGAUAAUGACACAGACAUUUAUAGUGAAAAUAAUUUAGUGGAAUGUAAAAAAAAAACAAACAUUUGAAUAAAAAAUAUUCAAAAUAACUUUUUUGCAUAAAAAAGUAAACAACUCUCUAAAACUAAAACUCUAAAAAUCUGUCUCUGUCUAAAUCAGCAAACCAACAUAGUUUAAGAUACAAAAAGAAAACCGUUAAGUUGUCAACAGGUCAAAUAUUUGGUUGAUUUAAAAUUCACAGGAUUGUAUGUAUGUAUUGCAUUUGUUAGAACAAAUUGAAUUUUCAAUUACACAUUUCCACCGUUACAAUGUGAUAUCACAAAAUGUGUCCAUCACAAAACUUCAGCAUAUUAAAAUUUGUUGACAAAAAAAGUCCUCUACUUUUAAUAUCCAUCUUUAAACCUUGUCCACAAAAUAUGUUGUGAAUAGUACUUGUUACAAUAGGUCCUUAGGAUCGCAGUGAUGGGGAUAUUCACUUGCCCAGUCAAAACUAAAUAUGGUAUGUUCUGAAUUUAAAAAUGUUACACUAUUUGUGAUAAAAUACCAAAAAUAUAUUUCAAUCUGGAAAUUUUUUACACGUUGGCUGUGCCAGACUUGCCAGUGCUCCAUACACUGUUACGUGAAGCCAGAAACAAUGAGUAUAUAGCCACAAAGAUUGUGUUAUCUACGUGUAAUAUAGCUAGACAGUUAUUGUACAGUAAGUCAACACAUUGACUGCAGAAUACAUAUAAUGGAUUGUUUUACAGUUUUUCUUUUUAAAAGUUAGUUUUUGUUAUGGCAAAUCAUCUUGUACAUUCCUGAAGAAAGUUAACAGUAUUUUGGAACUGUUUCUUUGUAAUCUAAAGCUUAUUCGCAUUAUAAAAUUACUAAGAUCUUUCAUUCGUUUACAUGGUUUGUGAAAUGUUGUUAUUUACAUUUGAAAUUUUUCACCUGGCGGAGCAAACAUAUUUAUAUAUCUAUAUAUAUUCAUUAAUAUGGCAAAAUAUUAAUAAUAACAAGAAAAAUUAUAUGGGAGGGAAUAAAAUGAAUUAUUUCUCUUUAUCAUUUCCCUAAUCAUUGUAAGUGAGAUAGUUUAAAUCAAAUUUAAGAAAAAAAUAAGAGCAUUAUUUUGGUUAGUAAUACAGGAUGUUUUAUAUUUAUGAAAUCUUUAUUAUUAAUAGGUAUUAAUAUUCGGUUUACUGGAAAUUUUCAAAUAGUUUUUCAUCAAUAUAUAUAAUAUAAUAAUGAUAAGUUAUAUGUUUGGGAAAGACAUUUUAAUCAGUGAUACAAACUAUGUAUUAUACUAUUUUGAUUUUUUUUUUAUCUUUCAUUUUUAUAUUUCUCAUCAAGAUUUAUCAGAAAUAUAUAACUUAUUCUUAUCAAUAGUUUUUAUCAAUCAGUUUGUAAAUGUAAUGGAUUGAAAUAUCUAGUCUUGUUUACUUUUGCAUAGUGUGUACUUGUAUGGCAAUUAAAAUAGUUCAACUGAUUAAAUAAAGUAUAAAAUAUUAAAUUGAUCAAAUUCCAAAUGAUAAGUUGGUUCGACCAACCAUAUGCUUACAGAACUUAUAACUUCUUUAUCAAGAUAGACUAUAAAAGGUUAUACAUAACCUGAAUUUUUGUAAUUUGAAUUGUUAAUUUGUAGUUUUGGCUAAUUCGUUGUUAACACAGUUUUUCUAAUGCUGCAUAGUAUCCAAACUGUUCCUUACAUACUUGUUUUGCUUAGUUAUUUCAUUGUUAAUUUUGUAUUGUAUUCCACGAGAUAUUUUACUAGUUUAGAUACAUAUUCUUUUUGUGUGGAGGGAUAUUUAUAACAAUAAAAAUUAUCAUUUUAUACAUA
Homalodisca vitripennis (glassy-winged sharpshooter) is the source of this 11641-nucleotide messenger RNA. RefSeq names its product zinc finger protein 37-like. NCBI's taxonomy places the organism in Eukaryota, Metazoa, Arthropoda, Insecta, Hemiptera, Cicadellidae. The record is from RefSeq and is a predicted model, not a curated record. Gene Ontology annotation, cellular component: nucleus.